GUUGAGGAGUAAGAGGAGGAGUUGAGGAGUAAGAGGAGGAGCUGAGGAGUAAGAGGAGGAUUUGAGGAGGAAGAGGAGGAGCUGAGGAGGAAGAGGAGGAGCUGAGGAGUAAGAGGAGGAGAUGGAUCGCACUGUGAUCCGGCUGAGCCACUGUCAGAAGCAGAUCUUCUGUUUCUCGGUGCCGGAGGAGUGUCCGAGCUGUGGGGAGGAGCUGAGGGGGAGCAGACUGCAGGAGGCGCCGGUCAGCCUCCCCUCCCCCCUCGCCAACGGGCACAAGAGCUCCUGCUGCCUGCUGGUCGCACCUGCACACGACAACCUCCACAGAGAGUUUGAUGGGACGUCAGAUCUGCACACCGGCAUCUCCAACACUACAGGAGUUGUGUAUAACUACACUCGUGGUGGAGUUUGCAGAGAUCUGAUUGGUUGGGAGCGCUGCGUCAGCGUUCCUCUGGUCCGACCCGACAUGUUCCACCUGCUGGCUCAGUGGGACCAGUACCUGGACCGCUUCUCUGACGGACCCAUGUGGGACCUCGCCUGGCACAGGUUCCAUGAGGAGGACCAUAACUGCUUCAGUUUCUGUCUUCAGUUCAUUAACAGCGUCCUGGCAGCAGAGGGGCGGAGCUCUCUGAGCAGAGACACCUUCACUCACAGCUUCAUCCUGCCGAGGAUGAGGAGGGUCUCCAAAUACACCACGCUGUACCAGCACAUCCAGAGACACCAGUACUACAUGGUGGACAGACAGGAGGACAGACAGGAGGACAGACCAGUUAAUCCAGACUCAUUUUCAGUCAGUUCUGUUUCAGGAGGUUUGAAUGAGUCUGAUCUCAGUUACCGUGGAAACUGAUCCUCCAGACUAACUUUAUUUUAUCCUUGAAGAGUCAGCCGCUGACCGGUGUUUCCACGGUAACAGCCAGUGGCGCCCGCUGACCGGUGUUUCCACGGUAACAGCCAGUGGCGCCCGCUGACCGGUGUUUCCACGGUAACAGCCAGUUGUUCUGCCAGUUCAGUGCAUUUAGAUUUUACUUUGUGUUCUUCGUUAAUAAUAAAUAAUAAUAAACAAUUUAA
Siniperca chuatsi (mandarin fish) is the source of this 1065-nucleotide messenger RNA. RefSeq names its product MKRN2 opposite strand protein-like. Lineage: Eukaryota; Metazoa; Chordata; Actinopteri; Centrarchiformes; Sinipercidae. The coding region runs from base 122 to 844 and encodes 240 amino acids. The transcript is spliced from 4 exons. The record is from RefSeq and is a predicted model, not a curated record.